Messenger RNA from Prorocentrum cordatum, 450 nucleotides. Lineage: Eukaryota; Dinophyceae; Prorocentrales; Prorocentraceae. The record is from the annotation of a GenBank genome assembly.
AUGCCGUGGGACGACAUCGAGAGAUGUUGUCGCGAAGCGUCUCAGCACGCCGAAGAGAUCCACGGGGACCGGCUGAGGUUGCUGCAGGAUGCUCUCGGUGUGCCACAUUCGGAGGAGACGUUGGCGAUGCUGGUGAACGUGCGCAUCAAGGGGGGCAGCAAAGACCUGGCGCAACACCUGAAAGGGCUCACGUUGCGCAUCCCUGUAAUGCAGAAGUUGAUCGAGAUCAUGCGCGACAGCGGCUAUCCAAGUUAUGGCAACAACGGCCUGAACUCAUUCGACAGAGUGGCAACCCGCCUCCACGAAAGGUACUCUCAGAAAUACGCAGAUAAAUACGGGGAGGCGAAGUUCAUCCCGCAGGCAGUGCAGGAUGCGGUGCAACAGCUAGACGGGGCCAAAGACUCCAUCGUUCAAGACAAAGUGGCGACGCCUCCAGAGCCGGCAAAACCG